GACGUGCUUAUGACUAUUAUAGCUUCACCUAGAAAGAAAACGUUUGAAAAAGGUUUAGAUUUAAGGGUCUCUUUGCACAAUAGGACUGUAAGGGGAAAAAUUCUCAAAAUGAUUCGGAGCAGUGAAAACGCCAUCAGACCCAGAAAAAGCACGAACUGGUCCUCUGAUCCUGUCAAACACAAUAAACCUCUCAUUUUUAAAAUAGGAGAUAAUGAAUCUUCGAACGAACACCCAGGGCAAUUGAGUUACAGUCACUAUUAUAAUAAUAAAUCCAUAAGAAAGCAGGAAACCCCAGUUACAACAGAUGUGAAGAAAAGUGUAAUACAGCAGCUGGAGAAGUACUGUGAAAACACUACUUUACAUGGUUUGAGAUAUGUUGGAGACCCUCAAUUAACUUUUGGAGAACGAUUUUUUUGGCUUAUCUCUUUUACUUUAGCUGUAGGAUUCGCUGCUUAUUACAUAUCAAAUAUUUAUGCCAAGUGGAAGUCUAGUCCUGUUAUAAUCAGCUUCAGCCCUUUUGAUGCUGAACUAGGCUCAAUUCCUUUUCCCGCUAUCACAAUUUGCAAUAUGAACCAAGCUAAGAGAAACGAAGCUGAAAAAAUACUUAAAGAAGGAUCAGAGGUUGAGAAGAAAUUGUUAGAUGACGCUUGUAAUGGAAACGCUACCUUUAGUAAUAAUGAAAAUAUAAGCUGGGAAUCUUUAAGGGAUUUUUUAGUAAAGGUUGGAAACUCUUGCUCUGAUAUUUUAAAAUCUUGCAAAUGGGGAAGUGAUAAAAUCAACUGCGAAGAGCAUUUUAACAAUGACUUGACAGAUGAAGGGCUUUGCUGCUCUUUUAAUCGACUACCUCCUGAGAAGAUUUUUAGAAAUAUGAAGGAUAUUAGCAUACUAAAUCAAACGUACCCGAGUAAUGUUUACGACUGGAACGCAGAAAAGGGGUUUGAAGAUAUUGAUUAUGGAGAUUAUAUUCCCAGAAGGCCAUUAGGUGCCGGAGCCCAUCUAGGUCUUUCAGUAAUACUAGAUGCCCAAAUAAACAACUAUUACUGUUCUUCUACCAGAAGUACUGGCUUCAAGGUGAUUCUCUCUAACCCAAUAGAAACUCCAAAGAUGGCAGAUUUUGGAUUUCUAAUAAGCCCAGGCUAUGAAACUAGAGUUAGCAUUGAACCAAACAUUCGUGAGGCAACAGUAUCUUUGAGAGGGGUACCAAUAGAGAAACGACAGUGCUAUUUUUCAAAUGAAAGACCUUUGCAGUAUUACAGGACUUACACUCAGAGAAAUUGUAAGCAAGAAUGCCAGUCAAACCACACCCUUUCGAUAUGCCAGUGCGUUCCUUAUUAUUUACCAAAGAACAAACAGAUGAAAUAUUGUGGAAAAUCUGAUCAACCUUGUGUGGAACAAGCCAAGUAUGACAUGGAAACUGCGCUUGGAAACGGGUCAAGUUGCUUCUGCCUCCCGUCAUGUUACGCCAUAAAUUAUGAAGACCAUAAGUCUUUUUCCCCACUUUCACUUGUAAAAAAUGAUGAUAUCUCUUCAGUAUCAUCAGAAAAUUUUGUGAACGACAUAGCAGUAGUUCAAUUUUAUUUCAUGUCAACUCAAUUUAGUAAAGAAGUUAAGAGCGAACUUUACGGAUUUACAGAAAUUCUUUCUAACACAGGAGGACUGCUAAGUCUUUGCUUGGGAUUUAGCUUCUUGAGCCUAAUAGAACUAAUUUACUUUGGAACGCUAAAAGUUUGCUGCGAUGUAUUCCAAAAGAGUAGCCAUAAAAGGGGUAAAAGCGCUCCAGUUAUUCCCUUUUUAAGAUAAAUUUUGAAGAAUAU
This is a messenger RNA of Anthonomus grandis grandis, 1814 nucleotides long. Its product is annotated as pickpocket protein 28-like. NCBI's taxonomy places the organism in Eukaryota, Metazoa, Arthropoda, Insecta, Coleoptera, Curculionidae. Gene Ontology annotation, biological process: sodium ion transmembrane transport. Gene Ontology annotation, cellular component: membrane. The transcript is spliced from 14 exons. The record is from RefSeq and is a predicted model, not a curated record. Gene Ontology annotation, molecular function: ligand-gated sodium channel activity. Bases 10 to 1800 code for a protein of 596 amino acids.